AUCAUCUGACAUCAGCUGCAGCUGUCCUGUGAGGACUCUCUGGCCGACACUCUCACACUUGGGAAUAGACUGUGCCACCAAACGUCUCUCUUGGAGAUUUCUUAUGUGCAUCUGACAAGAUUCCCAGGCAAACAAGCCAUUUUUCACCACUCCUAAAUACAGAAUGACAAUAUGGCCAUCAAAAUGCUUCCUCCCGGCCCUGACAGCCUGCAGCGAUUUACCAAAGAGAGCAUUGCAAAAGUAGAAAAGCGAAUUGAAGAGGAAGAGAUCCGGAAAGCCAAACAGAUUGAGGUUCUUGAAGAUGUGGUACUUAAACCCAACAUUGGCCUGGAAGCUGGGAAAAAUCUACCACUUAUUUAUGGUGAUCCACCGCCGGAGCUUAUUGGGGUCCCCCUAGAAGAUUUGGAUCCUUUUUAUAGUAACCAAAAGACGUUCAUUGUCCUGAGUAAGGGUAAAGCAAUAUAUCGUUUCACUGCCACCAAAGCCUUGUACCUACUGGACGCUUUCAAUCUAUUAAGAAGAGGAGCUAUCAAAGUGCUGAUCCACUCAAUAUUCAAUUUUUUUAUUAUGAUAACAAUUUUAACAAAUUGUGUUUUCAUGACUAUGAGUGACCCACCACCUUGGUCUAAAAAUGUGGAGUACACAUUCACAGGCAUUUACACUUUUGAGUCUUUGAUAAAGAUCUUUGCCCGAGGGUUUUGCAUCGACAGUUUUACAUUCCUCAGAGACCCAUGGAACUGGCUGGAUUUUUGUGUCAUUGUGAUGGCUUAUACCACAGAGUUUGUAGAUCUGGGGAAUGUAUCUGCUCUAAGGACAUUCCGUGUCCUCCGUGCACUUAAAACAAUCACUGUAAUUCCAGGCUUGAAGACCAUUGUUGGAGCCCUCAUUCAAUCUGUGAAAAAGCUGGCAGAUGUAAUGAUUCUCACUGUCUUCUGUUUGGCCGUCUUUGCACUAAUUGGUCUUCAGCUAUUUAUGGGAAAUUUGAGACAAAAGUGUGUCUACUGGCCGCCACCAGAGGAAGCAUAUGAAUAUUACAGAAACUUGACGAUAAGUUCAAUGAAUUUGGAUUUUGAUGACAACUCAACCUUAUACAAUAACACUGACCUGUUUGCCAACGUAUCCAUAGACUGGACUACCUACCUCAAUGAUGAGUCUAACUUUUACUACUUGGACGGAGCACUGGAUGCUCUUCUGUGUGGAAACAGCAGUGAUUCCGGGAGAUGCCCAGAAAGCUAUACAUGUAUGAAGACUGGAAGAAAUCCCAACUAUGGGUACACCAGUUAUGACUCAUUCAACUGGGCCUUUUUGGCACUGUUCAGACUGAUGACUCAGGACUACUGGGAGAACCUGUUUCAACUGACCCUCCGAUCUGCGGGUAAAACAUACAUGGUUUUCUUCGUUCUGGUGAUAUUCCUUGGCUCAUUUUAUCUUAUCAACCUUAUCCUUGCUGUGGUGGCCAUGGCUUAUGCCGAGCAGAAUGAAGCCACCAUGCAGGAAGCCAUAGAAAAGGAGAGAGAAUUCCAAGAGAUGCUGGAACAGCUAAAGAAACAUCAAGAAGAACAAGGUCAAAGGAAAGCCAGCAUGGCCUCGGUAGGACUUAUCAAUGAAGAAAGGAAGAAAUCCACAGAACUAGGUAUAGCCAAAGAAGACAGAGAGAAGGACUGUAACGGACGAGAGAUACCUCGAGUGGUGAUAGAGGCAGUUGAUUCUGAAGAUGAUGUCACCUCGGUAAAGAAUGAUCUUGAGAAAAACUCCAAGAAGUAUUUGGACGAACCAACAUUGCAACACAAAAUAGGCAGUUCUGCUAGUAUCGUCUCUGAAGCCAUGAUAGAAGAACUAGAGGAGGCUCACCAGACGUGUCCACCUUGGUGGUACAAGUUUUCACACACUUUUUUGAUUUGGGACUGCUGUAAACUCUGGGUGAAGUUCAAGGAGUAUGUACGAUUUGUGGUCAUGGAUCCUUUUGUGGACCUUGGGAUCACUAUCUGCAUUGUUCUCAACACGCUUUUCAUGGCUAUGGAGCAUUAUCCAAUGACUAAACAGUUUGAGAAUGUGCUUAGCAAUGGAAACCUGGUUUUUACUGGUAUUUUUGCAGCUGAAAUGUUCUUCAAGGUGAUUGCCUUGGAUCCAUAUUACUAUUUCCAGGUUGGAUGGAACAUUUUUGACAGCAUAAUAGUCACCCUGAGUUUGGUGGAACUUGGCCUGGCUAAUGUGGAUGGUCUGUCAGUGUUGCGUUCCUUCCGUCUGCUUAGGGUCUUCAAACUUGCUAAGUCUUGGCCCACACUAAACAUGCUCAUCAAAAUCAUUGGUAACUCGAUAGGCGCCCUUGGAAAUCUCACACUGGUCUUGGCCAUCAUCGUCUUCAUCUUUGCAGUGGUGGGAAUGCAGCUUUUUGGGAAGAGCUAUAAAGAGUGUGUUUGCAAGAUCAACUCAGACUGUGUUCUUCCUCGGUGGCACAUGCAUGAUUUUUUCCACUCUUUCCUCAUUGUUUUCCGAAUCCUGUGUGGGGAGUGGAUCGAGACUAUGUGGGACUGUAUGGAGGUGGCAGGACAAGCCAUGUGUCUCACUGUAUUUAUGAUGGUCAUGGUGAUUGGUAACUUAGUGGUGUUGAACCUAUUCUUAGCUUUGUUGCUGAGCUCCUUUAGUGCUGACAACCUCUCCGCCUCUGAUGAUGAUGGGGAAAUAAACAACAUACAGAUUGCCAUAGGGAGGAUUACUAGGGCCAUCGACUUUGUCAAGAAAACGGCUGUUUCCUUGCUACCAUUCAUGAAGACGGUGCAGAAUAAGGAGGAAGAAGAGGAUAAUAAUGAGGAUGUAAAUAAAGAGAGUAUUGCUCUGAACCACAUAGAGACUGAAGAGGAGCCCAAGCCUGAAAGUCCAGUUGAUGGCCUGGUGAAAAAGCCACGGUACAUCAUGACAGAAUUAGAUCAUAUGAACCUGAUUAACAACCCACACUACAGGAUAGAAGUGCCCAUAGCAUCUGAAGAGUCAGAUCUGGAUGUUCCUGAUACGGAUGAGUUCAGUACUCAGUCAGAGUUUGAGGAGAUGGUAAUAAAACCCAAGAAGAAAUUUGAUGAUGGCUCUUCAAUGGGUAGUACAGCAGAUUAUAGACCUCCAGAUCCAGAGGAUGAGGAAGAAGCUCUUAACCAUAAAGACGAGGAAGGCCCAGAAGAAUGUUUUACAGAAGCAUGCGUACGAAGAUUUCCAUUUCUGUAUGUUGACAUCAAAACUGAAAAGGGAAGGCUUUGGUGGAACAUUCGUAAAACCUGUUUCAAGAUAGUUGAACAUAAUUGGUUUGAAUCCUUCAUUAUCUUCAUGAUCCUGCUCAGUAGUGGAGCCUUGGCAUUUGAGGAUAUCUACAUUGAACAGAGAAAAUUUAUCAAAAUUAUGUUAGAAUACGCUGAUAAAGUCUUCUCUUAUGUGUUUGUGAUCGAAAUGUUGCUGAAGUGGGUGGCAUAUGGCUUCAAAGUUUAUUUCACCAAUGCUUGGUGCUGGCUGGAUUUUCUCAUUGUGGAUGUAUCGUUGAUCAGUUUGACUGCCAACUGGUUGGGUUAUUCAGAACUUGGUGCCAUCAAGUCCCUAAGAACUUUGAGAGCCCUCAGACCACUGAGGGCAUUGUCAAGAUUUGAAGGCAUGAGGGUUGUAGUCAAUGCCUUGUUGGGCGCCAUUCCUUCCAUCAUGAACGUGCUACUGGUUUGUCUAAUCUUCUGGCUGAUCUUCAGUAUAAUGGGCGUCAACCUGUUUGCUGGAAAAUAUUAUCGAUGUAUCAACACCACCACAUCGGAACUCUUUGACAUUUCUGUAGUGAACAAUCGCUCGGACUGCUUUGCUUUAAAUUACACUGAAGAAGUGCGAUGGGUUAAUGUCAAAGUGAAUUUUGACAAUGUGGGUCUUGGAUACUUAUCCCUAUUGCAAGUGGCGACAUUUAAAGGUUGGAUGGAUAUCAUGUAUGCAGCUGUGGACUCAAGGAAUAUUGAGGACCAACCCGUGUAUGAAAUUAACCUCUAUAUGUACCUGUACUUUGUGAUUUUCAUCAUAUUUGGGGCUUUCUUCACUUUAAACCUUUUUAUUGGUGUCAUCAUAGACAAUUUUAACCAGCAAAAGAAAAAGUUUGGAGGUAAAGAUAUCUUCAUGACUGAAGAGCAGAAAAAAUACUACAAUGCCAUGAAAAAACUGGGUUCAAAGAAGCCGGUGAAACCAAUACCUAGACCAGAGAAUCCGAUCCAAGGAGCUGUCUUUGAUUUUAUCUCCAAGCAAGCUUUUGACAUCUUUAUUAUGAUCUUGAUUUGCCUUAAUAUGAUUACAAUGAUGAUUGAGACAGAUGACCAAAGUAAAGAGAAAGUAAAUAUACUUUUCCAAAUCAACCUUGUGUUUAUUGUCAUCUUCACUACAGAGUGCGUCCUUAAAAUGUUCGCACUGAGGUAUUACUUCUUCACUAUCGGAUGGAAUAUUUUUGAUUUUGUGGUGGUCAUCAUCUCUAUAGCUGGUAUUGUCCUCUCAGACCUCAUAGCGGAAUACUUUGUGUCACCAACACUUUUUAGAGUGAUCCGACUUGCAAGAAUUGGAAGGGUCCUUCGACUCAUUAAAGGAGCUAAGGGAAUCCGUACUCUUCUGUUUGCUCUGAUGAUGUCUCUCCCAGCCCUAUUCAAUAUUGGUCUACUAUUGUUUUUAGUGAUGUUCAUUUACUCAAUAUUUGGGAUGUCUAACUUCGCCUAUGUGAAGAAGGAAUCUGGCAUUGAUGAUAUGUUUAAUUUUGAGACAUUUGGGAAUAGUAUGAUUUGCUUGUUUGAAAUAACCACCUCAGCAGGAUGGGAUGGACUUCUGAAUCCAAUUCUAAACAGUGGGCCACCGGACUGUGAUCCUCAUGCAGAGAACCCUGGAACAGCUGUGCGUGGGAACUGUGGAAAUCCAUCCAUGGGCAUUAUGUUUUUCUGUAGUUAUAUCAUUAUCUCGUUUUUGAUUGUAGUUAAUAUGUACAUUGCCAUUAUCCUUGAGAAUUUUAAUGUGGCCACAGAAGAAAGCGGUGAGCCCCUAUGCGAGGACGAUUUUGAGAUGUUUUAUGAAACUUGGGAGAAAUUUGAUCCUGAUGCAAGUCAGUUUGUUGAAUACAGCAGAAUGUCAGAUUUUGUGGAUACUUUACAAGAACCAUUACGGAUCGCGAAACCCAACAAAAUUAAACUGAUUACUUUGGACCUCCCUAUGGUAACUGGAGAUAAGAUACAUUGCUUAGACAUUUUAUUUGCAUUGACUAAAGAAGUGCUGGGAGACUCUGGAGAAAUGGAUGCUCUAAAAGCCUCAAUGGAGGAAAAAUUUAUGGCAGCCAAUCCUUCCAAAGUAUCUUAUGAACCAAUCACUACCACUUUGAAACGGAAACAGGAAGAAGUAUGUGCCAUCAAAAUCCAGAGGGCUUUCCGUAGGCAUCUACUGAAGCGUUCAGUAAAACAAGCCUCAUAUGUCUACCGUCAUAGCCAAGAUUUAGACUCAACCGUUGAGGACCCUCCAGAGAAAGAAGGUUUGGUGGCAAACAGAAUAAACACUACCUAUGGACAUCUUGAGGAUGGAGGAACCAAUGGAACUCAACAUCCACAUUUAACUAACAGGUUUUCACGCAGCAGUGAUGAUGUAAGGAAGUCAGAUGUUUAGCUUUUUAAUAGAAAAAAAUGGAGGGGGCUCUUCUGUAUACAGAGCAGUUUUAUAUCACUUUAAUUUGAUUCUCAUUAAGAUUUAGCACUAAAUUUUAGUCCCCCCAAAUAGGAUAUCCGGCAUAUAGAUAACAUGCAUAUUUAUACAAUUUGCAACUUUAAGUUGACUUUGUACAGGAAAUCUAAUUUAUUUUUAAUUUAUUAUUUUUAUACAUACAUUGAUAUUUUUGACAGUUGCCAUAUACUUAUACAAAAUUCAAUGGGACAAUCUGUCUGUGGCAUCUAUUAAAGUAUUCGUUUUUGUAUAAAUUAAACCAGUGUUCCUCAACUCCAGUCCACCUACCGGUCAUGAUUUGAGAAUAUCCCACAGAAUGAAUAGCGGUGGUAAGUUCUGAUGUAUGGACACUAAUUAUAUCACCUGCUCAAUACUAAAGAAAUCCUGAAAACAUGACUGGUAGGUGGGUCCUGAGGACUGGAGUUGAGGAACACUGCAUUAAACGAAUAUCAAAACAGUAUUAUGCACCUAGCCUUAGUAUUUCCUAUAAAAGUUUUAUGUUACUGGAGAAGCUUUAUAAACCUUCACGUUCAAGUACAUCUGUGACUUUUCCAAAGUGUUUUUUUGAGAUCUUUUUACUAAUGAUCUAUCCUCUGGAUAGGUCAGCAGCACCGCAGCCUUCUCACAGCUUUACCUAGGCCAUCUAAUGACAUGUUCAUUGGUUACAUGGCCGAGGUGCAGCUGAAGUGAAUGGGGCUGAGCUGCGAUACUAAGCACAGCCACUAUCAAAUGGAUGGUGCUGUACUUGGCAAACAGGGAGAAGGCCGCGGCACUACUAUGAGCGCCAGUGCCUUCUCAAACAGCUGAUCGGCGGGGGUCCCAGAUAUCAGACCUGCAGCCACCACUAGGGGAGCUUACUGCAUACUAUGCCAUGCCCCCAAAUGCUAUGAAAUAACAAAAAAAUGCUAUACUUAUCUCUUUCCCAAAUGCCAUUCUCUGUACCAACGAUCUUGUACUCCUGCCAUGACUUGUUUACAAACUGCAGCGGUGAUGUACAGGUAUACAGCACCUGACCGCUGCAGACAAUCACUGCCCUCAGAGAAAGAGGUAAAUAUACCAUCAUUUUUUAUUCUACAGCAUUCUGAGUCAUGUCUGAGAUUUAUAAUUAUCUGAUAAAAGCAGUGUGCAGGAAUCUCCUAAAAUCCCUUUAGUGACGUCUGAAGAAAACACAACUUUACAUUUUAACUCUGUCAUCUUUGUAUCAGAAGAACAGCGCUAUAACUACUAUAAUGCAAUUUUCAGGAGACAGUCAGUACAAAAAAAAAAUCACAUUUGAGUUAAGUAUGGGCCUCAACUUCAAAGGGUCACAGAGUUUUCAAAAAACGUUUGAUAUGUCAAAGAGACAUAUCAAAUGUUUUAAUUGGUGGGGGUCUGAGUUCUGAGACCCCUGCCAAUUGUUAGAAUGAGACGCCUUCAUAUAUCUUGCUCUCUCUUGCUGCAGGAGACGGAGUUUAUUUGAAGUCUAUGGGACCAUUGCGAUUUCGAGGAGAGAGAGCAGAAAAUGCAGGCGCUUCCCUUGUCUCGAUUUAGCGAUCGGUGGGGGUCUUAGCAUUCAGACUGCCACCAAUCAAAACUGUUAAUAUGUCUCUGGCAUGUCAAAAGUUUUGUGAAAACUCAGUGAACCUAUAAGAAACUUGUCAUGGUUAGUGCACAUGUAAAAAUACAUACCAUCUCAAUCCCACAAUAUUUAGAUGUUGUUAAUGUAAAAUUACCAAGCCCCACCUGACGUCAUUGAGCCUAUAUCUUCCUUUUUC
Molecule: messenger RNA, 7451 nt
Organism: Bufo gargarizans (Asiatic toad)
Lineage: Eukaryota; Metazoa; Chordata; Amphibia; Anura; Bufonidae
Gene: SCN4A
Product: sodium voltage-gated channel alpha subunit 4
Exons: 26
Coding region: 172-5643 (1823 amino acids)
Biological process (GO): membrane depolarization during action potential; neuronal action potential; sodium ion transmembrane transport
Cellular component (GO): axon; voltage-gated sodium channel complex; plasma membrane
Molecular function (GO): protein binding; voltage-gated sodium channel activity
Source: RefSeq, a predicted model, not a curated record